Molecule: messenger RNA, 4668 nt
Organism: Jaculus jaculus (lesser Egyptian jerboa)
Lineage: Eukaryota; Metazoa; Chordata; Mammalia; Rodentia; Dipodidae
Gene: Thsd4
Product: thrombospondin type 1 domain containing 4
Exons: 18
Coding region: 171-3239 (1022 amino acids)
Biological process (GO): extracellular matrix organization
Cellular component (GO): extracellular matrix
Molecular function (GO): metalloendopeptidase activity
Source: RefSeq, a predicted model, not a curated record
CGUCCAUGCGGCGGCGCUCGGGGCUGCGGGGAGGUGCUGCCGGGCUCCGGGGACCACGCGGGGGUGAGAGGCGACGCGAGGUGACCACCAGGAGCUGAACAGAACUUUCACCUGCAGGAAAUUGGCAACACCUGGGAAGAGCAUUCGCCUUAGCCUGGAGCUGCAACAUCAUGACUUCCCAUUUCAUGGGCUCUCUCAGUGUGCCGGGUACCCUCCUGCUGCUUGGUCUCCAACUCGUCUGCCCACAGCCCUCCACUGAACACAGAAAGGUUCCUCAGCGGAUGGCCGCCGCCCAGGGCAUCCCGGAUGACGGUGGCGGUGCCCCGGGCGUGUGGGGAGCCUGGGGCCCCUGGUCCGCCUGCUCCCGCAGCUGCAGUGGAGGAGUGAUGGAGCAGACACGGCCCUGCCUGCCCAGCUCCUACCGCGCCCGGGGCGGCCCCAGGCCCAGCAGUCCAGUGCAAGCCUUCUCCGGCCACGUGGUGUCUGCAGUGCGCACGUCGGUGCCUCUGCACCGGAGCCGGGAGGAACCGCGCGCCCUGGCGGGCCACGAUGCCAAUGGCAACGGCGGCGGCCCCGCGGGGCUACGAGGCAGCAGGCACCCGCAGACCCGGGGCCGCGAACCCGCGGCGGACAGAAGGAGCAGGACUCGAGGCCCCAUCGGCCCUGGCAAGUACGGCUACGGGAAGGCUCCGUACAUCUUGCCCCUGCAGACGGACGCCACGCACACGCCGCAGCGGCUGCGGAGACAGAGGCCUUCGUCCAGGCAUUCCAGGUCUCAAGGAGCAUCUGCCCCCAGGCAGGGAUACAGGCCAUCACCGGCCCACGGGCUCCCCCGACACGGGCCUUUGUACCAAAGCGACAGUGGCCCUCGUUCGGGACAGCAGACCUCCGAAGCCUCCACCUACCAGCUGCCUUUGACUCACGACCAAGGCUUCCCUGCAGCGCCAAGUCUCUUCCAAGGCCCAGAAAUCAGCAGCCAUGCCGUGGGGGCCCACGGGAUGGGGAUGGCUCAGAGCUUCUCCCAGAACCUUCGAUCCACAGCCAUUUCGUGCAUCGGGGCCUAUCGGCGGUACAAGCUGUGUAACACCAAUGAAUGCCCAGAGAGCAGUAGAAGUAUCCGGGAAGUACAGUGUGCAUCCUACAACAAUAAGCCGUUUAUGGGCCGGUUUUAUGAAUGGGAACCAUUCGCAGAAGUAAAGGGCAAUCACAAGUGUGAGCUGAACUGCCAGGCGACGGGCUACCGCUUUUAUGUACGGCAAGCUGAGAAGGUCAUCGAUGGCACCCCGUGUGACCAGAAUGGCACAGCUAUCUGCGUGUCGGGACAGUGCAAGAGCAUUGGCUGUGAUGACUACCUGGGCUCUGACAAAGUCGUGGACAAGUGUGGAGUAUGCGGCGGCGAUAACACGGGCUGCCAGGUGGUGUCCGGAGUGUUCAAGCACGCCCUCACCAGCCUGGGCUACCACCGCGUGGUGGAGAUUCCCCAAGGAGCCACAAAAAUCAACAUCACCGAGAUGCAUAAGAGCAACAACUACCUGGCCCUGCGCAGUCGCUCCGGCCGCUCCAUCAUCAAUGGGAACUGGGCCAUUGACCGUCCUGGGAAGUACGAAGGCGGAGGGACGAUGUUCACCUACAAGCGUCCCAAUGAGAUUUCGAGCACUGCUGGAGAGUCCUUCCUGGCUGAAGGCCCCACUAACGAGAUCUUGGACGUCUAUAUGAUACACCAGCAGCCCAACCCAGGAGUCCACUACGAGUACGUCAUCAUGGGGAGCAAUGCCAUCAGUCCCCAGGUGCCACCUCACAGGAGACCAGGGGAGCCUUUCAAUGGGCAGCUGGAAGGAGGAGGUAGGAGCCAGGAAGACAGAGAGGAGAAGGAGCCGACCGAGGAGAAGGAACACUUGCACAGUGAGACCCCUGAGCUGUUCACCUCAGAGGCGGCGCAGACCUUCCCAGUGAGGCACCCCGACAGAUUCUCUCCCCACCGGCCAGACAGCUUAGUGCCACCAGCUCCGCCACAGCUCCCACGACGAAGCCGGGAUCACAACUGGAAGCAGCUGGGGACGACAGAAUGCUCAGCCACCUGCGGGAAAGGAUCACAGCACCCCAUUUUCCGCUGCGUACACAGAAACACUCAUGAGGAAGUUCCUGAGAGCUACUGUGACUCCAGCAUGAAGCCAACCCCGGAAGAGGAACCCUGCAACCUCUUCCCCUGCCCAGCCUUCUGGGACAUUGGGGAGUGGUCCGAGUGCAGCAAAACCUGUGGCCUGGGCAUGCAGCACCGCCAGGUCCUCUGCCGCCAGGUGUAUGCCAACCGCAGCCUCACGGUGCAACCCUACCGCUGCCAGCACCUGGAGAAGCCGGAGACCACCAGCACGUGCCAGCUCAAGAUCUGCAGCGAGUGGCAGAUUCGCACAGACUGGACUUCGUGCUCAGUGCCCUGUGGAGUGGGGCAGAGGACCCGCGACGUGAAGUGCGUGAGUAACCUCGGGGACGUGGUGGAUGACGAGGAGUGCAACAUGAAACUGCGACCAAAUGACAUCGAGAACUGCGACAUGGGACCUUGCGCAAAGAGCUGGUUCCUCACGGAGUGGAGUGAACGGUGCUCAGCAGAGUGUGGGGCCGGGGUGCGGACACGGUCGGUGGUAUGCAUGACCAACCACGUCAGCAGCCUGCCUCUGGAGGGCUGCGGGAACAACAGGCCAGCCGAGGCCACCCCGUGUGACAAUGGACCCUGCACAGGCAAGGUGGAGUGGUUCGCUGGGAGCUGGAGUCAGUGUUCGGUGGAGUGUGGCAGUGGGACGCAGCAGAGGGAGGUGAUCUGCGUCAGGAAGAACGCGGACGCCUUCGAAGUGCUGGACCCGCACGAGUGCUCCUUCCUGGAGAAGCCCUCCAGCCAGCAAGCCUGCCGCCUCAAGCCCUGCGGAGCCAAGUGGUUUAGCACAGAAUGGAGCAUGUGCUCCAAAAGCUGCCAGGGUGGUUUCCGGGUCCGGGAAGUGAGAUGUCUGUCAGACGACAUGACCCUGAGCGCUCUCUGUGACCCUCAGUUGAAACCAGAAGAGAGAGAAUCAUGUAACCCUCAGGACUGUGUCCCCGAAGUGGAUGAGAACUGUAAGGACAAACACUACAACUGCAACGUGGUGGUCCAGGCCCGCCUCUGCGUCUACAACUACUACAAGACGGCCUGCUGCGCCUCCUGCACCCGUGUGGCCAACAGGCAUGUGGGCUUCCUGGGGAGCAGAUAAGCCCCCUGUCCUCCAUCAGUAGGGCAGCAUUCCCUGCCCACCCUCUGGGGGAUGCAGACAGUGCACCCGGCUGGCCGCCUGCCCCAUCAGGAGCUCCCGGGGCCAGGGCACUGCCAACCAACUUAAUCACUACCUUUGCCUUCGUAAGACAUACCCGCGAGGUACCCAGGAACUUUUGUACCCAGGAUGUAAGGAAGCCGUGGCCACUCCUUUUAAGUGUCACUAAUGGUGGACUGAUGAUCCCCCUUCUUGGGACCCGGCACCUGCCAGUGGUACCUGCUGAAAUGUAACCCGUGGGAAGUGCAUGCAGCCGUCAACUGAGCUCCUGACCUGCUAUUGUCCAUGUCAGCACAUGGGCCACUGACCAAGCACCUCUUUCCUGGUGCUGCUGGCCUGUCUGAAAAUGAGCCCCCUUUGGAAAGCCGGGUGGGGGGGGGGGCAGCUCCUCACCCCACAGCCCCACCAGGCCUUGCUAUGAGACCUGAGACCCACGCGCCCCUCUGUGACCUCAGCCUAGCUGUGCCUGUUAUCACUCUUAAAGACCGUAGACCUUAGGACACGGGCGUCUCAUCACCUAGAGUGCUUUAUCGUGUAGCAGGUUUACCCACAGAUACAAGCCCAUUAGCAGCACAAAGCCCAGGAUGGGAUGCACAGGCACCCCACUUUAUUGACGAGGAAACCGAGGCUCAACUCAGGUAACUCACCUGCCGUUCGGUGGCAGAUCUCAGCGCACACCCCGCGGCCCCUGCACCAGUGACCAUCCGGGGUUCUGCCCAGGUGCCAUCCGUCAGGAGGAUGAGUGUAGCUUCCCAUCGGACCCGAAGGCGGACGAGUUUCCCACUCUAUGAAGAAAGCCUGGGCUUUUGAAUUCUUCCCUCUGCCCACAGUGUUGCUUCCUUCCAACACUCAGUUUUCCCAGAUGUCUGUUUCCAUGUCCCUGUCCCACAGUGACAGAGCCUACUGGCAGGACCUCAGCGGGUUUUGCUAAGCUCCCUUCUCCACAGCGCUGCCCAGGGAGGUCAGGGGUGCCUGGCCAGUGCCUGAAAUUCUUUCAUUCCCAUGGGACGCACUUCUGGGAACUGUCACAAGGCUGAGCAGACACCCACAACCCGCAGGGUGCCACCCUCUCUCUGCCAUUGCUUCUGGGUUCUUGGCCCAGUGGCAAGUCUGGCCAGUGAGUCCCAGCAAAAAUUCUCUGUUGCAGUGGAAAGAGUCCCAUUUUGGCCUCAGGGGUUCCUUCCCUAGUGGCCUUGCGAUCCCUCCCCCGUGGCUCACACCUCUUACCUCCCACCAGACAUAACCAUCAAGAUCAACCUUAAAGCAGCCAGCCUGGGAGACAGAGGUGUGAAGCCCUGUCUGUCCUCCCAAAUUCACUUCACCUAACUGUGUCGUCUCACCAAAAAAAAAAAAAAAAAAAAAAACGGGGGGG